AUGCCUAGUCCCAAACGGUCACCAAAGGGGUCUCCCAAAGGAGGAAAAAAUAGCCCGGGGAAAAAAUCCUCAAAGUUUACUGCGGAGGAUCAAGCAGUAUGUGAACGUUUUUUCGCUAGAAGACGUUAUGACAACAUGGAUGCUGUGUUUGUGCAACGCGGCCCCAUUAUUACGGUUUACGCACGCAGUAUUCACUUAUACGAGAUUUGGAACAGAAUUCCGCCAUACGAACAAUUUAACUGCAGUGCAUCACCAAAGAAAAGUCCCGGAUCGGGAAAAAAUUCCCCAAAGAAAUCACCCAAAGGAGGUGCACUAGGGCUUGAGGAAGAAACGCCAAAACCAGAAUAUGAACCGGCUGAGAUAACCGGAAUUAUUAGCAUUCAUAAAUCCCACUUGACCCCGGGUAAACAGCUUUAUGCAGAGGUGAGUGCUCAUUUUCGUUACUGUGGACACUCUAAAGUUCCGCCUUAUCCGGAGAAUGUGAUUGCCAAGUGUCAGUGUUUUCGGGACAUACAGCUGGUCCAUCCUGUUAGUUUCGACGAUGAGAAGGAAGUGUCGUCAUUUAACCAACAACUAAUAUUUAAGUUACGCAAAAGCCUGGGUCGCGGUUACCGACUGUUUCAGUACACAUUCGAUUUGACCCGAAAACCGGAUUCACUAUUCUUUACUAGACCAUACUAUUCAGAUUUCAGCAGUGGCUUGUUCUGGACGUUGCGUGCCUAUAUUGCAAACGAGGAGGAUUGCCAAACGAAGCCGGAAGAAGAAACUAAGAUGGAAUUUUUCAAGUACACCAUUUGUCCGACUCUGACUCCGUCUUGUCUGCGCGAGACUCCACCCAUCGCCUAUACACGUUACUGCACGCAAGAGGACACAGGCGAUUUGCUACUACAGGCCCAACUGGAUCGUGAUAUUUACUAUCAUGGACAAGAUAUCAAAGUGAAAAUUAACAUUGAGAACAACUCGGGCAGGCAUGUAGUCAACUUGAUUGCAGUGUUCGUGGAGCAAACAUAUCGCUUAUUCCAUCAAUUCCCGCAUGACAGCAGUAUCCCUCUGGGUGAAGUGAUUCUCAGAUCUGGUGAUCCGGGUUUACCCAUCAAUCCACGCAGUAAGAAUUUCACAAAGGAUGUGCUUCUCAAACCGGCAUACGAUCAAACUAAAUACAAUUUGGCCAUUGAAGGGAAAAUGUCCGUGGAUAAGAAAGUAUUCCUAGCGAGUAGUACAAUUAUCAUGAACGCUACCCAGGUGGCUGUAGCCGUAGUAGAAGAACCAGAACCCCCAGCAGGCCAAAAAUCGAGCCAAAAAGGUUCACCAAGUGCCAAAUCUGCCUCACCAAAGGAGAAAAAGUCGCCGGCGAAAUCGAAAUCACCAAAACGAGAAAAAAGCCCUCCUAAGAACGCUCCAACAUCACCGCCGGCAACGGCUGCACCAGCAGAUGGGCCGGAGCCGAUUACUGAGCCCAGACUAGCAAUCACAAUAAACGAGGUGAAUCACCUGACAAACAAACAAGCGUGUCGCAGUGUGUUCAUAGCGUAUGACGUGGUCGUUCGACUCAAUUUACGGACUCCAGAAGGAGAAGAGGCCGGGCAUCCCGAAGUGCGAUUACCAUUUAUCUUGACCCGAGAAACCCGUUUCUUGGAUAAAUUAUCAAACCCGCCACCUCCACCGGUGUGGGGUACGAUUAAAUCACACUAA
Messenger RNA from Echinostoma caproni, 1692 nucleotides. NCBI's taxonomy places the organism in Eukaryota, Metazoa, Platyhelminthes, Trematoda, Plagiorchiida, Echinostomatidae. The record is from the annotation of a GenBank genome assembly.